Drosophila bipectinata is the source of this 4324-nucleotide messenger RNA. It is a transcript of the gene Sema5c, whose product is annotated as Semaphorin 5c. Gene Ontology annotation, molecular function: semaphorin receptor binding; chemorepellent activity. The record is from RefSeq and is a predicted model, not a curated record. Gene Ontology annotation, biological process: negative regulation of axon extension involved in axon guidance; axon guidance; neural crest cell migration. Lineage: Eukaryota; Metazoa; Arthropoda; Insecta; Diptera; Drosophilidae.
CGGCAGCUCACUUCCCUGAGACUCUCUGUGCGGUUAACUUCGGCUUCGCGGGCAUGCGCGACUGGCUUCGAACGCGUGGAAGUGGAGGAAAUUAUAGUAAGCCAGAAGUAAAAACCCGUCUCGCUAAAUUCGUCGACGUUUGUGUGCCUGGCCUGUGUCUAUCUCAGUGUCUUUUGUUGUCAAUGUUUUGAGCCCAACCCGGGGCCAGAAAACAUUGCUUUUCAUCUGAAAAGUUUCUUCAAGAAUUAUAUAAAAAACACACAUAAAUUGUGCUAAACUAGUGUGUGGGUGUUUUUAUUUUAUGUCCAAAGUGAUAAUCAAUGAUCUGAAUAGAUCUUCUACAAAAGGAAAAAACACGCGCUUAAAUCGAUUCGUUUGCUUAUCAAGGCACACGCUUAUAAAUUAUACAAUUCCCAACUCUUUAACAAUCUGCUCUCUUCGCAAAGUUGAAUGGAAUAAAUUUAAUCUACUUUUUGCAUGCUACGUGACACUAAAUAAACAUGUUAAUAUUAAAAUGUUCUAAAAUGUUCCGCUCCUUAUGGAUGCUACUGCUUCUCUCACUCCUAACCCUAGAAGGCCCUGUGCCCUCGCAGGCUCUAUUGGCCAACAUGGGUUACAAGACCCAAUCGAAUGGGGAGUUGCUGGAAAACGAUUCGCGCUACAUCUCAUAUCAAGAUUUAAUGUCGAGUGCUAAACGAUUUUACGAUCCCGAAACGACCUGGUAUUCGGAAAUGCUGUUCGACGUUUCCAGGAGCCAAGUAAUAGUCGGCGCCAGGGACACCCUGUUCCGCAUGUCUCUUGAUCUGGAGCCGCUGCAGCGCGCCAGCUGGGGAGCCACACCGUCAGAGAUUGCCAUGUGCCAGGCAAAAGGCCAGUCGGAGCGACUGUGUCGCAACUAUGUACGCGUGCUCCACAGCUAUGGUGAGAACCAACUGUACGCGUGUGGGACGAACGCCUUCCAGCCGAGCUGUUCGUGGCGCCAGAUGGAGAACCUCAACGUCACCGGCGUGGACAGCGGCGUGGUCAAGUGCCCCUUCCAUCCCCAGGCCAACAGCACCAGCCUCCUGCUGCCCAACGGCCAGCUGUUUGUCGGCACAGCCACGGAUUUCACUGGCAGCGAUGUGGCCAUUCUGCGGACGGGUGUGCAGUCCAAUGAGCGUUUUCUCCGCACCAAGCAAUACAACAAUAACUGGCUGAAUGGAGCCCAGUUUGUGGGAAGUUUCGAGGCCGGAAACUUUGUGUAUUUUCUUUUGCGCGAAUCGGCUGUGGAACACCUGAGCUGUGGCAAGGUGAUCUAUUCGAGGAUAGCCAGAGUCUGCAAAAACGAUGUUGGCGGUGGGCGAUGGGCCAAGGAGAACUGGAUGUCCUUUUUGAAGGCUCGCCUGCACUGCUCCUUGCCGGGCGAGUAUCCCUACUAUUUUGAUGAAGUUCAGGGCAUGACCUACGCCGAAUCCGAGUCUGUGUUGUAUGCUACUUUCAGAACCUCCGGAUCGAGUAUUUUUGGAUCGGCUGUGUGUGCCUUUAACCUCAGCUCUAUAAACGAGGCCUUCGACGGUGCUUUCAAGCACCAGGAACACGCUGAUGCCGCCUGGAAGACAGUGAACACCACGCAACGCAACCAGUUCCAGUGUACCAGCAGCUCCCCCAGCUACGGCCAGUGGCUGGACAGCUCCAAGUACCAGUUGGUAGAUCAGGCGGUCCAGCCCAUUGGCGGUCAGCCCUUGUACCAUUCCAAGCUGGAACAGUUUGGUCGCGUGGCCCUGGACAUUGUGACCACAAAGUCGGAGCAGGUGCAUGUGCUCUUCGUCGCCAGCAGUGGGAAUCAUAUCAAGAAGCUAUCCGUAAAGUAUGGAGCCGAGGGAGUCCAGACCUGCUUGGUGGAACUCUGGCAGGCGGACGACACGGGUAGCAGUGCUCUGCUUAACAUGGCCUACGUCAAGGUUACUGAGUCGCUGUACGUGGGCACGGAUCUGGCCCUCACCCGCAUCCCUGCCCAGCGCUGCAGUCGCCACGUUUCCCAGUCGAGUUGUCUCAACGCCAUGGACCCGUAUUGUGGCUGGAACGAGCUGGUGGAGCGCUGCAUGCCCCAGCCUCAGGACUCCUCCGUGUGGCAGCACUGGCAUCAGGCUCCCCAGCUUACUUGUCCGGUGCUCAACGCCCCCAUAGACGGUGGCUGGUCGGCGUGGUCCUCCUGGGCGGUCUGCCAGCAACACGAGCAGCCGGAUAGCAACUGCCAGUGCCGGCAGAGAAGUUGCAACAACCCGCAGCCCCAGCACGGAGGUGCCACCUGCGAUGGCAUAAGCACCCAAGUGACGAACUGCACCCAACAUGGAGGUUGGACAGAGUGGUCUGCCUGGUCGCCUUGCACCCAGACUUGUGGAGUUGCCGUGAAAAUCCGUCACCGCACCUGCGGAAACCCUCGACCAGCUUUUGGAGGACGUACUUGUGUUGGAUCCGAUCGGUCGGAGAUUUACUGCCGCCACCUGCCGCCAUGUCCUGUGGCGGAGCCGCAAUCCGUGAACGGUGGCUGGGGACCGUGGGGCGAGUGGAGUGAGUGCAGUGCUCAGUGCGGCGGUGGCUUCCGGAUGCGAAGGCGAGAAUGCAACGAUCCGGCUCCGCUUAACGGUGGCCUGGAGUGCCCUGGCUGUCGGCUGGACUACGAGGAGUGCAACAUGCAGAGCUGCCAGGAAGUGCGCAAGCUCAGCGGCUGGACUCCCUGGCUGACGACGACCAAUGUGGGAGGCAAUCGUAGCUCCACGGAACCUCAGCUGGAGAAGCGUUUCCGGUAUGUCUGCCGCGCCACCAGUCCCGAUCCCAGCUCCGUGCGAGUGGCCCUGGCCAAGGAGGAGUCUCGCAGCUGCCAGGCGGACGGCAGUUGCCAGCGACACGGUGACCACGAGGACAGUUCCGACGCCGCUGAUUGGUCUCCGUGCAGCGUCAGUUGUGGCGGCGGUACCCAGCAGAGGCAGCGAGGACGCGGCACUCAGAACCGAGCCUGCAACCUACAGGCCUGUCCCUCCGACGACCAGCAGUCAUCCAAUACCAUCGAUAACGAAGUGGACCACGGAGAGUGGAGCUGCUGGUCGGAGUGGUCGGCCUGCUCGGUGACCUGUGGCCUGGGACUGCGCAGAAGGACGCGUCGCUGCCUGGGAGGUCACGAGCGACUCUGCCAGGGCCGGGCUCUGGAGGAGCAAAAGUGCGAAAUGGUGCCCUGCGAAGACUUCCUAGGCUGGAGUGCUUGGAGCGAGUGGUCUCGGUGCUCCAGCGAUGGCAUCCGUUUAAGACACCGACGUUGUUUGGUGGAACAGCCAGGUACCAUGGAGUGCCGUGGAGCGGAGUUCGAGAAGACAGCCUGCGUGCCAAAUGAAUGUGAAGAAACCCAGACGGCCUCUACAGCCACCCUGCCUAUUGUGAUUGGUGUCUGCUUGCUGAUCACUGUGGCCUGCUGCCUGGCCACCUAUCGCUUCACGAAACAACGAUUCCUGAUCAGUGCUGAGGAGGCUUUGAACAAAACCAGUACAACGACGGCCAGCUUCGAUACCUAUCCCAACCAGUACUCCAGUCUGCCGACCAAGGAUUACUACGAUCAGCUACCCAAGAGACAGUCCAGCUUCCGGAUGCCAGCCAAGAACAGCAAUGUGGGCAACGGCACCCUCAACCGGAACACCAUGCACCACAACAACACGCCCAAGGUGCUGGCCAAGACCUACAACGACUGCGAAACGGGAACCCUGAAACGACAGUCUGCCCUGAACAACUGCCGGAGCAACAUCGACGACGAAAAGUUCUAGAGCGUCCACUGCCGAAGCUCCUAGUGCCAUCUAUUGCCAGGACCUGGUCCACCGACCAUGGAAAUGCUAUCACCAUAAUGAAGUUUAUUUUAAAAUAUUAUGCAGCUGCAAAAUGUUCCUUCUCUUGACUCACAUUGAGUCGUUUUAGUUAAGUUGAGGUAGUUUUCGACCUAAGUAGCCCUAGCACGUAAUUCAUGAUAGACUAAGCGGUUAUUUAAGCUAAAAAGAGUAUUUUAUGGUAGUUCCAUGGAAUAUUUCCAAAAUUCCACAUACUGUUUUCGCAUUUCGCAUGUAUGAUUGUUGUGUACAUUAUUUUCAUUCGAGACUGACCGUUAAUAUUUGCUAAAUUAGAAAAUUGCUAAAUCAUCCAAAUUGUUUGCCAUGCAGCGAGGUUUUCAAUAUUUAAUUAUCAUUUAAUUCACUAUUUUAUGUAUUGUCUAGAGUCCGAACUGACGUAGUCGUGUAAUGCUGUAAAUUCUAGCAAGUAAGACAUCCACAUCGAGAAAAUAAAGAAUUUUUCACUAACCAAAAAA